AAUUUAGUUUUGUAUCUUGGUAUGUUCGACAAAAGAGAAAUAUUAAAGUUGGUUGUGAAAAAUUAAAAUUGUUUAAAUGUCAAUAUAAUUUAAAUUAAUGCUUUCACAGAUGCAACUAUUAAGAAAUCAUAUACCUGCUGUAAGGUGAUCAUAUUUCUACAGUAUUAUAUUUUACUUAAUUAAAAAUUUAGUCCAAAUAAGCGACUUGAUACAGCAUGAUCUUUUUUUGUAUCAUAUAUUAUUAAGGGCCUAAUUAAAUUCAGAAUAAGUAUCAUCCUGUAAGUAAACCUUAUUCUUGUUAUUGCAGCAAGAGGUUUUUAGGAAAAAGUCCGAUUAAACACUGUAAAACUCAUACUGGUGAGAAUACUUUUUCUUGUACUAUAUGUAAUAAGAGUUUUUCAGAAAAAAGUAACAUGACUAAACACAGUUGUGCUCAUACUGGUGAGAAACUUUAUUCUUGUAGUAUAUGUAAUAAGAGUUUUUCACUAAAGAGUAAUCUGACCAAUCACAGUCGUGUUCAUACUGGUGAGAAACCUUAUUCUUGUUAUAUAUGUAACAAGAAUUUUUCACGAAAAAGUAAUAUGGAAAGACACAAUCGUAUUCAUACUGGUGAAAAGCCUUAUUCUUGCAGUUUCUGUAAUAAAAGUUUUUCAUUAAAAAGUAAUCUCACUAAACACGAUUGUGUUCAUACUGGUGGGAAACCUUAUUCUUGUAGUAUAUGUAAUAUGAGUUUUUCAGUAAAAAGUGAUCUGAAAGAACACAAUCGUGUUCAUACUGGUAAUAAGCCUCAUUCUUGUAGUAUAUGUAAAAAGAAUUUUUCAUUAAAAAGUAAUCUGAAAGCACACUAUCGUGUUCAUACUAGUAAUAAGCCUUAUUCUUGUAGUCUAUGUAAUAAGAGUUUUUCGCUAAAAGGUAGUUUGAAAACACACAGCCAUGUUCAUAGUGGUAAUAAGCCUUAUUCUUGUAGUAUAUGUAAUAAGAGUUUUUCGCUAAGUGGUUGUCUGAAAAGACACAGUCGUGUUCAUUCUGGUGAGAAGCCUUAUUCUUGCAGUUUAUGUAAUAAAAAAUUUUCAGUAAUAAGUAAUCUGAGAAAACACUAUCGUGUUCAUACUGGUGAGAAGCCUUAUUCUUGCAGUUUAUGUCAUAAGAGCUUUUCACAAAAACUGAUUCUGAAUCAACACAGUCAUAUUCAUACUGGUGAUAAGCCUUAUUCCUGUAGCAUAUGUAAUAAGAGUUUUUCACAUAAAGGUAAUCUGAAAGAGCACAGCCGUGUUCAUACUGGUGAGAAGCCUUAUUCUUGUUUAUGUAAUAAAAGUUUUUCAUUAAAAAGUAAUCUGAGAAAACACUCUCGUGUCCAUACUAGUGAAAAGCCUUAUUCCUGUAGCAUAUGUAAUAAGAGUUUUUCACAAAAAGGUAAUCUGAAAAUGCACAGCCGUGUUCAUACUGGUGAGAAGCCUUAUUCUUGUAGUUUAUGUCAUAAGAGUUUUUCACGAAAAGGGUUUCUGAAUGAUCACAGCCAUGUGCAUACUGGUGAUAAGCCUUAUUCUUGUAGUAUAUGUAAUAAGAGUUUUUCAGUAAAAGGUAAUCUGAAAAGACACAGCCGUGUUCAUACUGGUGAGAAGCCUUAUUCUUGUAGUGUAUGUAAUAAGAGUUUUUCACGAAAAGGUUGUCUCACUAGACACGGUCGUGUUCAUACUGGUGAGAAGCCUUUUUCUUAGUUGGCUUAUUAAACAUAUUAAGUAGUAUAGAUUGUUUCAUGAAAUCAAUUUCUUGUUCUUCAAGGCAAGUCAUUUAACUAUUUACCGUUCAUAAAUUUUUUUAAUCGCAUUUGAAUGUUUUUAUGCAUAUCUUGGACCAAAAAUUAAGUUUUUUUUUUAAUUCGAAAAAUUAUUUAACUGAAUAAAUUUAUUUAAUAAGGAAAUAUGCAAAUGAUUUUAAUUUGUCCUUUUGGUUAAAAUAAAAUUCACUGUAUUUAAUUUUAUACUUAUGCUGUGUAUUAUAACAUAAUGAUAAAGAAAUUAAGUUUAAAAUAUUUUUCAAAGUUAUGUUUUAAAAAUUAUUACUUUUCAGAGGUCUGCCUAGGCCUAAUUUACUACCGUUUAGCGGUACCUUCACAAAUUCAACUUUAAGAA
This is a messenger RNA of Parasteatoda tepidariorum (common house spider), 2132 nucleotides long. RefSeq lists its product as uncharacterized. The record is from RefSeq and is a predicted model, not a curated record. Lineage: Eukaryota; Metazoa; Arthropoda; Arachnida; Araneae; Theridiidae. Gene Ontology annotation, molecular function: DNA-binding transcription factor activity, RNA polymerase II-specific; RNA polymerase II cis-regulatory region sequence-specific DNA binding. Gene Ontology annotation, biological process: regulation of transcription by RNA polymerase II.